AUGUCCACUAGUACUGGUUCUUCUAAUCCCGAAACUCUUGCAGACUAUGUUGCAUCCCAGGAUGUCCUCGUUAAGGAGGCUGCAGAAGCCCUUCCUCACCAAUUCUCCCAGUGCACAUAUCCCCUCGGUCAUCUAAGACAGGCCGUAUAUCUCUGCCUCACAUGUCCCGAAGCCCGUGGAAUAUGUUCUGCCUGCUCAAUAGCAUGUCACACUGACCACGAACAAAUUGAAUUAUUUCCCAAACGGAAUUUUCGAUGUGAUUGCCCCACUGAAUCCAUCGCACACGCAUGUUCAUUGCAUGCAACCCUCGAACGAUCCAACGAAUCAAAUGAGUAUGGUCAGAAUUUCCAGGCCCUUUUUUGCCGAUGUAAAAGGCCCUAUGAUGCGGCCACUGAGAAAGAGACCAUGAUACAAUGUUUGGCUUGUGAGGAUUGGUUCCACGAGUCUUGUUGUAAUCUCCGUGAACGCCCCAAUUCCGAAUAUCUUCCUCCGGAAAAUCAGGAUCAGAAUCCCAAUGGAGACGCAGCGUCUGAUGCAUCGAAUGAGCUCCCUCCAGCUUUAAUCGGUCCGGGUGACUAUGAUGCAUUUGUUUGCGGCAAUUGUGUGCUGCAGAUGCCUCUCCUGCAAAAAUAUGCCGGUACCCAUGGUUGUCUAAUAGUAACUCGGGAUAAGCCAAGUUGUCCUUGGAAAGUUUUUCAGGAUCUGUACGCAGACCUUACCGAUUCACAGGAAGUUUCAGAGUCCAGUACACGCGCAGCUGGACAAAAACGAGCUCUUUCGCCUACAGCUAUUGUCAGUGACAACACCGUGAAAAGGCCUCGCCUUUCGCCCGUCUCAACACCCUACACCGUUGAAUGUUCCGCUCCGACUUCAAACUCAAUCAUACAAAAGAUUUUUGUGGAUCUGGCGUCCAUGACGGAUCCCUCUUUUGCUCUGAGCACAGGUGAUAUAUUCCUAUCUGAGAGCUUCCGUGAACGCUGGUGCCAAUGUCCUUCUUGCCUUUUGGAACUAGAAGCACACCCUUAUCUUUCAAAAGAGGAAGAAACGUAUGAACCACCAGAAGAUCCCGAUUCAGCUUUGACAUUGGAAGAGCUCGGCAUGCGUGCACUUUCAAGAUUACCGCGCGAGCGCGCAAUAGAUGGGAUUCAAGCAUUCAAUGCCAUGAGAGAUGACCUCGUCCAGUAUCUACGCCCUUUUGCACAGGAAGGUAAAGUAGUCAAUGAGGCAGACGUAAGGAAUUUUUUCGAUAGAUUGUCGGAAGAGAAGAGGGCUUCCAGGCAAUAUCAGCUUGAUUGA
Lentinula edodes (shiitake mushroom) is the source of this 1296-nucleotide messenger RNA. RefSeq lists its product as uncharacterized. The record is from RefSeq and is a predicted model, not a curated record. Bases 1 to 1296 code for a protein of 431 amino acids. Gene Ontology annotation, cellular component: cytoplasm. Gene Ontology annotation, molecular function: ubiquitin protein ligase activity; zinc ion binding. Lineage: Eukaryota; Fungi; Basidiomycota; Agaricomycetes; Agaricales; Omphalotaceae. The transcript has 7 exons.